AUGGAAAUGAAAAAUUUUACUGGAGGUGAAAACCUGCAAACAGCUGUAGAAUUCUUCUGCUCUGCAGAAUUUACUGGAGAGGUACAUGGCGAGCUCAUUUUUCUCUCUGUCGUUAACACUUGUUUGUCCAUUACGGCAUUUUUAGGGAACGCUCUGAUCCUAGUUGCCCUAAACAAGGACAAAUCCAUUCAUCCGCCGUCCAAACGCCUGUAUCGUAACCUAGCGAUAACUGAUCUUUGUGUUGGUAUCAUGGGGGAGCCUCUGUAUGUUGCUUGUAUGAUGUCCGUGGUGAACAAAAGAUGGGCUAUAUGCUAUUACGCAUGUUUGGCAGUAUAUUUCGCAGGUGUUACUUUGCGUGGAGUGUCGUUGAUAACACUGACUGCAAUAAGCGCGGACAGACUUCUCGCUUUGCUACUGGGUCUCAGAUACAGACAAGUUAUAACUUUGAAAAGAACAUGUUUAAUUGCUAUUGGUGGUUGGAUUGUGUCCAUUGUCGGUGCAUCUAUCUCCUUUCUUAAUCUUCGUAUAUUUUCAUUGUACCAAUAUAUUGCUACAGCUUUUUGUUUAGUUACUACAAUCUGUGCCUACAUAAAAAUUUUCAUGUCUCUGCGUCAUAACCAAAUUCAUGGUCAGAACCAUGUUGUUCAAGGACAAUCGAGCCAAGCAAAUACACUGAAUAUAGCUCGAUACAGAAAGGCAGUAUACAGUGCACUGUGGGUGCAGGUAACAUUGGUUAUUUGUUAUCUGCCGUACAGUAUAGCUGUAGCUUUCAGAACACGUCAAGGGGGGAUGCUUAUAUCUACUUACCUUGCUAGGGAAUUUACAGCUACUUUAUUGUAUUUAAACUCGUCGUUAAACCCCUUGCUGUACUGCUGGAAGAUCACAGAAGUGAGACAAGCUGUAAAAGAAACAUUACAACUACACUUCCGUAUCAACUAAGACUUAGACUAAGAGUUAUGGAAUUAAGACUACCAGUUGUAAAAAGCCGUCCAGAAAGUAUAGUUUUAGCUUGUCAAAGGAACCUUUACUAACAAACCUGAUAGGAAACUGAUAGGAAACUAUUGUGCUAUUUGUUUUUGCCAAUUGCACGGCAGCAACAAGAUUGCAAAUAACUCUGUUGUCGUUUAAUAAAAUGAAAAUACAGCCCACGUAUCUAAUUGGUUUUUGACAUGAUGAAGCUAUCAUAUAAGAAAAUCAGAUCUACUGUAUUUAAAAAAGGUUCGCUUGAACGUAUUUGUUUCGGAGAAAAGUCAUGGUAAUGCCAAACUAGCAAACAAUUAGGGAACUGUAUUGUUCUGCAAAAUUCACUGGAGAGUCGAGGAGAGGUACAUGGCGAGCUAAUUUUUCUCUAAGACAAAGGAGGACAGCUAAAUAUGAUGGUGGUGCAAGUUCCAUGUUAAUAUUUUGGGUUUACUAUACUCAAUCGAAGUGACGUCACCAUGGCGUUUUUAAUUUUUAAUAUUCUACCUUUCUGAUAACAGAUCCGAAUUGGACGCGCCGGGAGAUGAUGUGAACGAGGGAAAUAAAAAUAGAAACAAUUUAAAUGAAGAUAUAAUCUUGACUAGUGAAAUAGCAAUUUAAGCAAUUGCUAAUAAACCGCCCAAAAUGUUAAAGUUAUAGCCCACACAGUUUGACAUGUUUGGGGAUAUACUCGGUUAAGACUUCCUCGUCAAAGAAAAUGAAGCCAGUGAAGUGAAGUGAGACAAGCUGUAAAAGAAACAUUACAACAAAUACACUUCUGUAUCAACUAUGACUUAGACUAAGACUUAUGGCAAUAAGACUACCAGUUGUAAACCGCCGUCCAGAAAGUGUAGUUUUGGCUUGUUAAAGGAACAUCUACAAACGAACUUGAUAGGAAACUAUAAAAUAUGAAAGAAAAAAAAUAAUUAGAACUUUAUUCUUCUUUAAGUUUACGUGGAACCACACCUCGCUUGUCAUUUGUUUUUCACCAAAUUCAAAUCAAAUAUGUCUCAAACAUGAAAGAGGAGCUUUCGUGGCUUUUGACUGAAUGGAGAGGAGCCCAGAGAAAAUACAUUUUACCUUUCAAUAGGUAACAACAGCUCGACUUAGAAUAUCAGACAAACGACUUAUUGACGAGAUCAAGCAAACCUAACUUCGAGAGAAUGACAAUUUGCCUAACAAUAGAUCGUUUUCACUGUCACGCAACAAAAAAAUAAAUUGAAAACCGUCAAGUGAAAGAAGCCAAGAAAAUGAUAUGUUAUAAAAGACUAAUUUUUAAACAAUUUGUCCAAGUCUGAGGUCUUUUUGGCCCACAGUUUCUGAGUUAUUUGCCGAAACGUUUCACGCAUCUUUGUAGAGCUUUGUCUGGAGACGCCAUAUUGGUGCACAGUUUUGGUGCACCAAUAUGGCCGCCGAAAAUCAACAAAAACAUUCGGAGUUCACUUGUUCUAUAAAAGCUCCAUCUUUUCACUCGAGAACUAGCCUACGUGCGCAUAAACAUAUCUUCUAAUACUUGAAAUGGUUAUACUACUGAAAAUCAAGAGGAGAGACUUUUUUUUCAACGAGACAGCAUUCCUAUUUUGGUGUCACGCACUCUGAAAACUCGGAAGUUCAAAUUGCUGUAUUUUCGAAGUGAAACAUGCUAUGGGACUGAAAACUUGUACAAAGAUUAACUUUUUGUUUAUCUUCAACCUAGUGUAAAUAAGAAUUCGUAAAACCUCGCUAUUUUGAGUUUACAAUUUGAUGACGUCACUGUGAAAACCAUCUAUAGACGACUGUUUAACUGUGACAACAGACGGAUCGAAACGCACCAAUUACUGAUUACGAGUCUUCAUAGCCAAUAACUUCACGGCUUAACUGACAGACAAUCAAUAACAUCGCAACGUAAUUGAACAAUCAGAUCAAUAACCAGAGUAUAAUACCAUCAACUGACAUGAUACAAUUCACUUUGACUCUGAAGAUGACUACCGCACAGGUUGUCGAACGUCAGUCACUGUAAACAACAACAGUCCUAUUCAGGACUACGUUCACCCGGACUCAACCUACUUUUGAAAUGACUCCUGGGCUCAAACCUUUACCAGUAACUGCAAAACAUAUUUAAAUCAGCACUGCGUUAGCUUGUUUGGAACAGCUUUUUCCAAUUCCGUUAUAAUGCCCCUCGGAUAUAAGCCCCUCCAUUCAAUUUAUCAAGAGCUUUUCUUAGAACCCUUACAAAGACGUAUAAUCCCAGGGCUUUUACGCGGCAGUUUACGGCACCGCAUAUCAUAUAUAUGUUUGGCUCACAAACUUAACACCUCCGUUAGCAAAAUUUUCUCUUUCUUGCUUUCACUAUGUUUAAUAAAACUGCUGAUUGCUCUCAGUUAAUCGUCGAAUUUAAGUUUUUUUCAUUGUUUUUUUAUGAUAAAAACAGGUUACAUUCUGAUUUCCUAAGCUCGAACGAAUGCUUUAUUUUCUUUAAUUCCCACCUCGUAAAUGGCCCAGACUUUCGAGUCCAUUAUUUGAACAUUUGUACAUUGUUACUGAGACCUCACUGUCUGCGAUGACAUUAUGAGCGCGUCAGUUUAACUUCUAGCAAUUGACGAAAACCGUUUUUUACUCAAUUUGAAUAUAGCUAUUUCGAGGAAGGUUGUCGGAAAAAGUGCGCGCGACAAUCCCAAAAGGUAUUGUGGGUAAUUUUGAGUUCACUUUUCUUCAAAGAAAUUUUAAAGAAUGGCACUUGAGGCCAUGGACAUGUGUUUGCGAGUGCUAAAGGAAAGCACCACAAAUAAAUUUGACAGCUAUAAUCGUCAGGAACAGUGUAUUGAUCAUAUCCCAUGUUACCUUUCGGGAUUGUCGCGUGCACAUUUUUCCGACAACGUUUCUCGAAAUAGCUGUAUAUGCUUAACAGAAAUAUCGAUCAAGACUUGGUUAAUAGACUUUUUAUUACUUUUUAUCGCGCAAGAUGGCGGGUGGAGAGUUAAACGCGUGGAGGGUUUAACAGUCCAGAAUUUAAGAGUUUAAGUGUACAGAAUUUAACCCAGAGCAUGAGUUUAACGGUGUGUCUCCCCUUGAACAGUUUUAAAAAAGAAUAUAAACUCUUUCUACUUGACAGUCAGGCAUCUUGAACAACUUUAAUCUGUUACUUAGUUUUAUUUAUUUAAUUAUUUAAUUUAAAUAGUUUUUUUUAUUAGUACCGUAUAACCUCUACCCACUUGUAAUUGCUCUGUGGUAGUAGCCAACUCGAAAGCUUGGCUCCUUUGGCUGCUUCACACUCUUCCUUUUUUAUGUUUAAUUCAAUGUAUAAUUAGCUCUGUUUUUUACUUCUUCCUUUUUUCCUUUUUGUUGUAUUGUAAUUGAAUAAGUGGGAAUAAAUGAACUUGAACUUGAACUUGAACAGUUUAACUCGUUUUCUAAGAGCCAGGCAAUUGUGCUAUUUGCUCGAUGAUCGCACAGCAACACAAAGGCAACACUAAGAUUGUCGAAUUCCAUCGUUUAAUAAACUGAAAAUACAGAGCAAAUAUUUAAUUGUUUGCUGACAAGGUGCAUGUAGCAGUCAUAUAAGGAGGACAGAUAUAUUAAAAAAGAGUUCAGUUGACUGUAGCCGCAUCGCAGAAAAGUCAUGGAAAUGAAAAAUUUUACGGGAGGUGAAAACCCGCCAACAAUUGCAGAACUUUACUGCUCGGUGGAAUUUACUGGAGAGGUACAUGGCGAGCUCUUUUUUCUCUGUUUCCUUAACACUUUUUUGUCAAUUACAGCAUUUUUGGGGAAUACUCUGAUCCUAGUUGCCCUUCACAAGGACACAUCAAUUCAUCUGUCAUCCAAACUCCUGUAUCGUAACCUAGCGAUAACCGAUCUCUGUGUUGGUAUCAUUGCGGAGCCUCUACAGGUUGCAUAUUGCAUAUCUGUGGUGAACAAAAGAUGGGAUGUUUGCUAUUACACAUAUUUGAUAACAUAUUUGCUAGGUGUUACUUUGUGUUCAGUGUCCUUGAUAACACUGACUACAAUAAGCGUGGACAGACUUCUCGCUUUGCUACUGGGUCUCAGAUACAGACAAGUUGUAACUUUGAAAAGAACGCGUUUUAUUGCUAUUGGUGGUUGGAUUGUGUCUGUUGUCGGUGCAUCUACAUUAUUUCUGAAUCUUCUUGUUUUUUCAUUGUACCAAUAUAUUGGUGCAGCCUUUUGUUUGGUCACUACAAUCUGUGCCUACACAAAAAUCUUCAUGUCUCUGCGUCAUAACCAACUUCAUGUUCAGAACCAUGUUGUUCAAGGGCAAUCGAGCCAAGUAAAUACACUGAAUAAAGCUCGAUACAGAAAGGCAGUGUACAGUGCUCUGUGGGUGCAAGUAACAUUGGUUAUUUGUUAUUUGCCGUUCUUUAUAGCUGUAGCUUUAAGACGUCAAAGGCGAAUGUCUUUAUCUACGUACCUUGCUUUGCAAUUUACAGUUACUUUAGUGUAUUUAAACUCGUCGUUAAACCCGUUUCUGUACUGCUGGAAGAACAGAGAAGUGAGAAAAGCUGUAAAAGAAACAGUGCAACAACUAUACUUCUGUAUCAACUAAGACUUAGACUAAGAACAUUUACUAACGAACUUGAUAAGAAAAUAUAUAUAAGAAAACCAGACAAAUGUCCUAGUCCGAAUUGCACCUUUAAGAUUGUUUUCUGUUUCAUUGCAGAUUGUAAAGACACAAACAAAAUCAUUUGUUUAUGUUAAAAGUUUAAUAAUCAUACAAAAAAUGAAAAUGUCACUAAAACUAGUCAGUUAGCUGAUUAGUUCUCUGGCAAUGAAGACUACGAAGUAGGGACGUACUCUUAAAGAGAACAGCUCACUUGAUCGCAACACCACACACGUACCACACCGACAAACUCUUUUGACUAAUGUUUUUUAAAGCCAGAAGACAAUCAGAGAGCUUUACUGUUCUCCGGAAUUUACUGCAGAGGUACAUGUGUACUGUCGCACUUUGUAAUAAUCGUCGCACUUUGUAAUACCUGUCGCACUUUGUAAUAAAAUUGUCACACUUUGUAAUACCUGUCGCACUUUGUAAUAACACUUGUCGCACUUUGUAAUAAAAAAGCUGUCGCACUUUCUAAUAACAGACCAUCGCACUUUGUAAUAAAAAAAGCUGUCGCACUUUGUAAUAACACUUGUCGCACUUUGUAAUAAACUUGAAACAGAUGGUUGGAGGACAAGUAAACCCAGUAAUAAGUUUCAUCAUCGACAACAACAACAACUACAAUAAUAAUAAUAAGUGUCUCAUCAACUUCUGGCUUCAAGAAGUACAACUCUUUAUAUGCGGACGACCUCGAUAGAGAGAAAGUGUCUACGCCUAUGACAGGGAGAGUCGUUUAAAAUGUGAGUUUGUAUUGGAAUUUCAUUUAAUUGAUUGUUAGUAAAAGUAAUUAGAGGUGUCCUUCAGGCGAAACGUGAUCGUAUAAGCAAAAUAUUUUUAAAGUUUUACUACUAGCACAGGAAACUAGAAAACCUAUGAUUUCGUCACCUGCGAGGUAUUACUUGAGACAUAUACAGAGAUAUUACUUGAUUUGUAUUUAUUACCAGGAAUAAGCUUUACUGUAUUUCAUAAAACCAAAUGAAAAUUACAAACUCAGAGCACAACCCGGUGCCACAAUCAUUGUCAUCAUCAUCAUUAUUGUCACUAUUAUUUUCGCACUAAAAUGUUCUUUAAAACAUUGCAUAUCACGUCAUUGUGCCACGAUGACCACUACUAAUGUUGUGGAAAUUUCGAAUACGCUGGAACCCAAAUGAAACGGCAUCAUUGUGAUAAAUACACAAAACCAGUGUUAGAUCUGGAUAUAGUUAAAGGCUACGUGCUGUGUACAGCUGAACAUUGUUCUCUGAGAUCGCGUAAACCUAAACUUUACGGAGAUAUUAAAAGCAGAUACCCUAAGAUUACGGCAGCUAUGGAAAAAUUAUUAUAUUUUUGAGUAGACAAAUCUCAUAAACGGGCCCCAAAUUCAACAGGAAUACGCGCGAACUGAACAAAUUGUCUGUCGUACACUUAAGCUUUAAAGGUUCUGCUCAACUUACACAAUUUUCCCUUGCUGAACAUAAACCGUACCGAGCCGUAUCUUGGUCCGCUAUAUAUAAGCUAUAUCAUGGUUCAAAUAUUAAACUGUAAGAUCCCUGAAAGAGAUCUCCUCAAUGGAGCAAUAUGUAAAAGGUUUUCAAAGGUUUCACGCCGGUGAAGAUGAGCGGCCUGUCACCUCUUGCAAGUUUUUACUUUAUUAUUAUUAUUAUUAUUAUUAUUAUUAUUAUUAUUAUUAUUAUCAUCAUUAUUAUUGUCGUUGUUGUUGUUGUCGAUGAUGACACUGAUUACUGGGUUUACUUGUCCUCCGACCAUCUGUUUCAAGUUUAUUACAAAGUGCGACAAGUGUUAUUACAAAGUGCGACAGGUAUUACAAAGUGUGACAAUUUUAUUACAAAGUGCGACAGGUAUUACAAAGUGCAACGAUUAUUACAAUGUGCGACAGUACAACAUGGCGAACUUAUCUUGAAAAUACAUGCACUGCAUAAAUAACAGCUGUUGAUAACCAUAAAAGCCACUAUGUUCAUAGUAUAAUCAAGUUUAACAAACGUCAUAAGUUCAGUUUGGUAAAACUAAUCAGGGCGCAAUACAAAUAUUUCGCUGAGCUUGGUAAUUUUUUUUGCGCGUCACACAGGAAAACAGGAACACGUUGAUUUGGCCAAUUGAUUGUUUGGUGAAUCAUAAUAAAAACUUAUCUUCUCGGAGAAAUGGUAGUCUUUCGUUGUUUUCACUUUAUUUGUAAUUAAACUUUAAUUUGAAUAAUUAUUAUAGGUAAGUGCAUCAAUCUUAGCCAUGGGUAUAGCUGUCCGGCAAACUGUGAAAGUUUUACCUCGAAUUAUGGAUUGCUUACUAGCCUACGUAAUUCAGUUUACUUUAACAAAGAGAAGAACAACAACAGUCAACAAGCUGUAAACUAAUGGAACAACAGAUAGAGGUGCUAUGUACAAGUUGCUGUAUAUGGGGAAAGUAUAUAUAUAUAGUUUUACCUGCAUUUUUGAACUUGGCAAUUUAAAACAAUGAAAAUUCAUUAAAAGGCCGAUUAAAAGCCUUUAUCUGACGCCAGGCAGGAGUCAGUAGUGGUCCCUAGAAGUAUUUCAACGAGUCACAAUUUUAAUGAUGUCAAGUGAUUUCUGCACCGUUCUUUGAAGUUAGUCGGUUGCAGGCAAUUACCUUCAAGAGGGCAUUCCGGUUUCUUGACGGUAAUUGCCUCAGACAAAACGUGAUUUAUCAAGCGGCUGUAACGACUGGGACAACACCAGAAUCAUACAUUGGACUCAGUGGCCACUACCUUCAAAGAACGGUACAGAAAUCACUUGACAUCCCCAACUCGCUGUUCUACGCUCGUUUCCCAGACCCCGCAUUGAACUCCACCCUCCUCACUUAGCUUUGGAAAAGAAACACGUUUCACGCGCAAAAAUUCUCAAAGGCAGUCUUAAAAUUGCUCAGUCUCCGCAGUAGUUGCAUUUUGUUCCACAAAACUUGGCGGAGUUGCUUGACGGCACCUCAGUGCAAAAACUGUAGAACUAAAAAAAAUGCCCUUCAGCAUGACUUCAGGGUGAAUCUGUUAUCAGAGGGUCUACCGAGUUGUGUAGCUCGGCGGCCGUUAUUGUACAAAGUAAAUCUACCUAGAUGUGAAGCUCGGAGGCGCUUUUUCAUUACUGGACUCAAUUCUAUAAUAUAUAUUAUUUACAUUUUAUUACCUUGUUUUUGCAUUAUAUUUCCUCGUUUUUGCUCUGUGUUUAAUAAAACUGCACUGCUCUCGGCCAAUCCUCAGAUUUAAGAAUUGUUUUUCAAUCAUGCUAUUACUAUGAUGAAAAACAGGUUACAUUCAAAUAAUUCCCUAAGUUCUGAAACAGUUUCAGUUUCAGUUUACUUUUUUUUUUUUUUUGCCAGAAAAAAAUACAAAUGCAUACAGACAUUCAAUAUAUUACAAAAAUGUUAUUUAAAGAUUGAAGAGACAUAAAUUGUAAGGAAAAGAAUUAAACAAAAAUUUCUGGCGAGGACGCUCAAAUGGAAACCUUGAGGCUUAUUAUAUGAGCUCCCUCCCUACUCUAAGAUUAAACAUAAUGAAUAAAUAAACGGCAAAGUCAUACUGAAAUAUAAUUAGGAUAAAAAGCAAGCAAAACAAAACGGACAAAACAGACAAAAUGCAGCAAAAAACAAGUAUUAUUUACAAAUGGUUAAUCAACUGAGAAGAAAAUGUUUUUAAUAUGGAUUUAAAAAGAGAGAUAGUAGCAGCAAAAACGAACAUAAAGCAUUUUUUUCUCUUUAAUUCUCAUCUCGUGAGUAUAUGGCACAAACUGACCCAGACAUAAUUUAGCCCAUUUUUUGAACAUGUGUAUACUGUUAAGACUUCCUGGCUGCGAUGAGACGAUUAGUAGUACAUUAAUAAAAAGCCCUUUUUUAAUCAAUUUGAAUCUUUGUUCUACAGAUGUAUCGAUCAAGACUCGGUUAAGAAACUUUGUUUCACUGAUCAUGACAGUUUAGCUCGUUUUCUAAAAACCAGACAAUUGUGCUAUUUGUUUUGUCAACUGCACGGCAGCAACAAGAUUUCCAAUAACUCUGUCGUUGGUUUGUGACAUGAUGAAGAUAUCAUAUAAGGUAAAUAGAUAUAUUAAAAAAAGGUUCGCUUGAACGUAGUUGCUUCGGAGAAAAGUCAUGGUAAUGACAAACGACCAAACAAUUAGAGAACUGUAUUGUUCUGCAAAAUUCACUGGAGAGUCGAGGAGAGGUAUAUGGCGAGCUAAUUUUACUCUAAGACAAAAGAGGACAGCUAAAUAUGAUGGUGAAUGAUGGUGCAAGUUCCAUGUUAAUAUUUUGGGUUCAUUAUACUCAAUCGAAAUGAACAUCAAUCACCAUGGUGUUUUUAAUUUUGAAUAUUCUACCUUUCCUAUAACAGAUCCGAAUUGGACGCGCCGGGAGAUGAUGUGAACGGGGAAAAUAAAUUUAAAAAACAAUUUAAAUGAAGAUAUAAUCUUGACGUAGUGAAAUAGCAAUUUAAGCAAUUGCAAAUAAACCGCCAAAAAUGUAGCCCACACAGUCUGACAUGUUUGGGGAUAUACUCGCUUAAGACUUCCUCUUCUAGCCAAUUAUUGCUGGUAUCCAUGUGAACGUCAGUCAAAGCUGAAGAAAAACGGCACAAUCAAUUUGAACCUACAAAAUAUAGAAACACUGAAAACCCCCCAACUUUAAUAUAAGCCCCACCAGUAAAAGGCUCGCCAAUAUAAGCUCCCCUCUUGCUUGUAUUGAAAUGAAUGUGAUAUAUUAUGAUAUUUUGAAGCGUUUACCAGUAACUGCAAAACAUAUUUAAAUCAGCACUGCUUUAGCUUGUUUCCCACAGCUUUUUAGGCUCGAUUACCAGCCGCUGUUCGGGAAAAUGAGCCCUCACUCAUCCCCCCGAAAGAGCGGGUCUCUCUUCGGGGAGGAUCAAAGACCGGACCCGGGAGACGGCGGAAAUCGAGCCUAACAGCUUUUUCCAUUCACGUUAUAUUCCCCCUCGGAUAUAAGCCCCUCCGUUUAAUUUAUAAGUCCUCCUAAAACCGCUUACGAAGAUGUAUAAUCCCAGGGCUUUUUAAGCGGCAGUUUGCAGCACCGCAUAUCAUAUGCUCGGCUCACAAACGUAACACCUCCUUUAGCAAAAUUUUCUCGUUCUUCCUCUCACUAUUUACUAUUUACUUACUAAAACUGCAUUGCUCUCAGCUAGUCGUCGAUUUCAAUAUAUAUAUAUAUAUUUUUCAUGAUUUUUAUUAUGAUAAGAAAUUCUAAUUUCCUAAGCUAGAACGAACGUUUUAUUUUCUUUAAUUCCCAUCUCGUAAAUGCCCCAGACUUUAGAGCCCAUUAUUUGAACAUUUGUACAUUGUUACUGAGACUUCGGUGCCUGCGAUGACCAUAUGAGCGCCCCGCGCGCGUCAGUUUAACUUCUGGCAAUUGACGAAAACCCGUUUUCUAUUCAAUUUGAAUAUAUGCUUAACAAAACUAUCGAUCAAGACUUAGUACGGUUAAUAGACUUCUUAUUACUAACAGUUUAACUCGUUUUCUAAAAGCCAGGUAAUUAUGCUAUUUGCUCCUUAAUCGCACAGCAAAACAAAGGCAACAGCAAGAUUGUCGAAUUACGCCGUUUAAUAAACUGAAAAAACAAAGCAAAUAUUUAAUUGUUUGCUGACAAGGUGCAUGUAGCAGUCAUAUAAGGAGGACAGAUAUAUUGAAAAGAGUUCAGUUGACUGUAGCCGAAUAGCAGAAAAGUCAUGGAAAUGAAAAAUUUUACUGGAGGUGAAAACCUGCAAACAGCUGUAGAAUUCUUCUGCUCUGCAGAAUUUAUACUGGAGAGGUACAUGGCGAGCUCAUUUUUCUCUCUGUCGUUAACACUUGUUUGUCCGUUACAGCAUUUUUAGGGAACGCUCUGAUCCUAUUUGCCCUUCACAAGGACACAUCAAUUCAUCCGCCAUCCAAACUCCUGUAUCGUAACCUAGCGAUAACUGAUCUUUGUGUUGGUAUCAUGGGGGAGCCUCUGUAUGUUGCUUGUAUGAUGUCCGUGGUGAACAAAAGAUGGGCUAUAUGCUAUUACGCAUGUUUGGCAGUAUAUUUCGCAGGUGUUACUUUGUGUGGAGUGUCGUUGAUAACACUGACUGCAAUAAGCGCGGACAGACUUCUCGCUUUGCUACUGGGUCUCAGAUACAGACAAGUUAUAACUUUGAAAAGAACAUGUUUAAUUGCUAUUGGUGGUUGGAUUGUGUCCAUUGUCGGUGCAUCUAUCUCCUUUCUUAAUCUUCGUAUAUUUUCAUUGUACCAAUAUAUUGCUACAGCUUUUUGUUUAGUUACUACAAUCUGUGCCUACAUAAAAAUUUUCAUGUCUCUGCGUCAUAACCAAAUUCAUGGUCAGAACCAUGUUGUUCAAGGACAAUCGAGCCAAGCAAAUACACUGAAUAUAGCUCGAUACAGAAAGGCAGUAUACAGUGCACUGUGGGUGCAGGUAACAUUGGUUAUUUGUUAUCUGCCGUACAGUAUAGCUGUAGCUUUCAGAACACGUCAAGGGGGGAUGCUUAUAUCUACUUACCUUGCUAGGGAAUUUACAGCUACUUUAUUGUAUUUAAACUCGUCGUUAAACCCCUUGCUGUACUGCUGGAAGAUCACAGAAGUGAGACAAGCUGUAAAAGAAACAUUACAACUACACUUCCGUAUCAACUAA
Messenger RNA from Porites lobata, 12164 nucleotides. Lineage: Eukaryota; Metazoa; Cnidaria; Anthozoa; Scleractinia; Poritidae. The record is from the annotation of a GenBank genome assembly.